AUGCUUUUUACCAUUAGCAAUGAAUUCAAGCAUGGAAAAAGAUAUGAUGAUGCAUUGCAUUACUUAGAUCGAGCUCUCAACAUACGAGAAACUCACUUGCCAUCAACUUAUGACCAAAUUGCUCGUCGCAUCAACGGCAUUGGUCUUAUUCACGAUGAACAAGAAAAAUAUAAUGAAGCUCGCCAGUAUUAUCAACGAGCAUUAGACAUCACAGAGAAAUUCAAUGCAUCUGCUUAUGAUGAUAUUGCUGUUCUACUCAGUAAUAUUAGUCUUACAUUUCAGCGGCAAGGAGAUUAUGUUAAAGCAUUCAAUUUUCGAAAUCGAUCACUUAAAAUACGAGAAACCCAUCUUUCAUCAAAUCAUUUACAAAUUGCCGAUGGUCUUAACGAACUCGGUCAUAUUCUCUUAGCACAAAAAAAAAUACGACCAAGCUCUUUGUUCUUAUAA
Molecule: messenger RNA, 447 nt
Organism: Rotaria sp. Silwood1
Lineage: Eukaryota; Metazoa; Rotifera; Eurotatoria; Philodinida; Philodinidae
Source: the annotation of a GenBank genome assembly